This is a messenger RNA of Apis mellifera (honey bee), 1434 nucleotides long. Its product is annotated as G-protein coupled receptor 143. The record is from RefSeq and is a predicted model, not a curated record. The coding region runs from base 287 to 1372 and encodes 361 amino acids. Gene Ontology annotation, cellular component: melanosome membrane; plasma membrane. Gene Ontology annotation, biological process: regulation of calcium-mediated signaling; melanosome organization; G protein-coupled receptor signaling pathway. NCBI's taxonomy places the organism in Eukaryota, Metazoa, Arthropoda, Insecta, Hymenoptera, Apidae. Gene Ontology annotation, molecular function: L-DOPA receptor activity; L-tyrosine binding; dopamine binding. The transcript is spliced from 6 exons.
UGAUCAAAUUCUCUUUAAAACAAAGUUAGAUAUGGCGUACAAAUAAAUAUGCCGGAAACCUCGUACGGUUUCGUUUUAAGAUAAAAAUGAACAAAGUUUUAUUAAUGAUUCUUUACAAAGAUAUUUUAAAAAGAACUUUUAAAUAAAAGUGGAUUGUUUAAUUCUUAUUUUAAAAAUUCAAUGUAUAAAAUUAGUUGUAAAAUAAGUAAUAUCUUAUCGAAUAUUAUUUUUUCUUUACUAUAUAUAUUCAGUUGAUUUUUAAGAAUUUAAUUUCUAUACAUAUAACAUGGCUGAUCCAACAAUACAAACAUUCUGUUGUCAUCAUUCCAACAGAACCGAUAUGGCAAUCGUAAUAAUGCAAGAAUUCAAUACAGAUGUGUAUAAUAUUGUAUGUAUGCUUUCUUCUUCUAUAGGUAUUUUAGGUGCAGUAUAUCAGAUAUUGCCAAGAGAAACAUCUAAUCUUCCUCAUAGAUGGCAAAACUUCUCUGCAUGUAGAGGAAGAGAAAUCAUCAUAUGGCUUGCAAUUGCAGAUCUCUUAGCGUCAUUAGGUGUAUUUAUUAGAUCAGCAUUGUGGGUAAAUUUUAAAUCUAUAAUGCCAAUGGAAGAUGAUACUUCAAGUGUUGUUUUUUGUGCACUUUCAUCGGCAUGGACACAGUAUUUUUACAUGGCAACAUGGAUUUGGACACUUUGCUAUGCCAUUGAUAUGAAAUUAUUAUUAGGAGAUCGAUCUGGACAUCCUAUUUGUUACCAUAUCUUUGCUUGGAUAUGUCCAGCAAUUUUGACUACAUUUGGUUUAACAAUUUUAUAUGUACCAGAUGCUAAUUGUCAUAAUUUAACAUCAUUAUCCACUGCUAUUUUACGUAUUUUACCAAAUUAUUGUGCUACUUAUGUGCUAUUAGCUGUGGUCAUGAUAGUUAAUCCUCUUUUAUAUUUUGGAUCAACCCGAGAUCUUCAAACUGCUGUUACAUGCAGUCUAGCGCAAAUAACAGGAAGAGAAAGAAAAUUGGUACAAGCAAUAAAGCUUAAAUUUGCAUUGACUAAUUUUGUAUAUUAUGUGUGUUGGUUACCAAAUUUAAUUAAUGGAAUUUUAUUAUGGACUUUGUGGUUUCAAUUACCAAUCAAAGCUAUCAUUAUUCUUUGGUACAUAAUGGCUGUUACAAAUCCACUUCAAGCAUUUUUUAAUGCUCUUGUUUACAAGAGAUGGGGUAAAAGAGAAAAAUUUCGACUAGAAUGCUGUCAGAAAUUAGGGAAUUUUAAUUUAAAUCAGAUUUCAAAAGGAGAUACAAAUAUAUUGUCAGAAUCGUCGCCUUUAUUAGAUCCGAAAUUUGGAUGUCCCCCUCAUACAAGUAUUAAUGGGUCUUCCUCAUUCUAAGAACUGUGAUCUCUUUUAUAUUAAUAAAAAUAAUCUACUGCCUUAUAUCAUUUUUAAAAAAA